GGGAACUGUCUGAAAAUGAAGGCAACCAUUCUGCAGUUUGCUCUUUUCCUGCAACUCUCGUUCCAGGAAGCUGUGCAGCGUAGAAACUGCGUGAUCCUUUCCUGCCUUCCCCAAAAAACUCAAAUUUAAGUGCAAACAUGAGUGAGGAAGCAAAGCAGACUUGUUAUGAGGGCUGCAAUGUCAACUCUUUCCAGUUUUACCUGCAAAAGUCUGGCGAGCACGAAGCCAUUGUCAAAUGUCUUCAAAACAUCCUGCCUGCAGAAUUUCAAAGAAUUGGAGCUGGUAAAAGCAACCUGGAUGUGCUUGGAGUCGGGAGUGGUGGUGGUGAGGUGGAUGCCCAGAUACUCUCACUUCUGCAGUCAGCGUUUCCCUCUGUUCCUGUAACUGCUGACAUUGUGGAGGGCAGCUCUCAGCUCACAGAUAACUUCAAAGCUUUGAUUGCCAAGACUGCCAACCUGCAGAAGAUCCAGUUUUCAUGGCACAUCACGUCCAGUGAAGACUAUGAGAAGCAAGUGAAGGCAAAGGGAGACAUCAAGAAAUUUGACUUCAUCCACAUGGUUCAGAUGAUCUACUAUCUAAAUAACCUGAGUGAAAGCAUCAAGUUUCAUCAUAGCCUCCUUAAAAACAAUGGCAAACUCAUGAUCAUUGUUGAAGCAGCUAACAGUGGUUGGGACAUCCUGUGGAAGACUUUUGCGAAGGAGCUGUGCAAGUGUGGAAGCAUUGAUGAGUACCGCUCAUCAGGAGAGGUCAUUGCCUGCCUUAAAGAACAAGGCCUUAAAUUUGAAGAACAUCCUGUUCCCAACAGCUUUGACAUCACAGAGUGCUUCGACCAGAGCAGCGUUACAGGAGAACGUCUGCUGAGUUUCAUGACGGGAAGAGACCACUUCUCUGAAUCCUUCACCCCAGAGGUCAGAGCUGGAAUUCUGGAUCUCCUUAGGAACAAGUGCAGCACUGAAAAAGAUGGCAAGGUGUUCUUCAACAGCAAUCUGAGCUGCAUUGUUGUGCAUGCUUGAACCUCUUUGUUAAAAUGCUCUUAUUGUGCAUCUUGUCUUUUAUCCAUGAAGUUUGCCUCUUUGAGCAAAUAAACACUAUAUGGGUAAAAGUUCUCGAUUUAAAAGUAAAGCAAUUAUACUUAUACAUGCAUAUAAUCCUAACAUUGUUUCAGUUUUCAAAUGUUUAGAUCAGCACUAGGGAUUUCAAUGUUUAGAGCUAGGAAAACUAUUGAAGUCUAAGCCAAUGACUUAAGCUUAUCUUCAAAAUAAAGUGUCAUCAGCAUAACAAAGCCUAGAGGCCACACUUCAGCAAUAAGCCAACAGGCCGUUAUAGCCCGACUCUUCAGUAUGCUGGGUAAAGGAUUGCUGUACAGUUAAAGAAACUGCAGACAAAUAUCUAAUGCAGCUACAUGCUUAUCCAGAAAAGGUGCUGUCUCCAUGCAAUCAUCUGGUUUUGCUUUGAAAAUGUUUAACCAAUCUGUAUGAUCUGAUUAAAUUAUCUGUAGAGUGCCUUUAACAUUUUGUGAAUUGGUGAAUUAAAUUGCAGUGGUGAAAUAAAAUAUUCAA
This is a messenger RNA of Cyprinodon variegatus (sheepshead minnow), 1559 nucleotides long. Its product is annotated as histamine N-methyltransferase A-like. Bases 138 to 1013 code for a protein of 291 amino acids. Lineage: Eukaryota; Metazoa; Chordata; Actinopteri; Cyprinodontiformes; Cyprinodontidae. Gene Ontology annotation, molecular function: N-methyltransferase activity. The record is from RefSeq and is a predicted model, not a curated record. The transcript has 7 exons.